This is a messenger RNA of Tupaia belangeri chinensis (Chinese tree shrew), 535 nucleotides long. It is a transcript of the gene CALM1, whose product is annotated as calmodulin 1. Gene Ontology annotation, molecular function: calcium ion binding. Lineage: Eukaryota; Metazoa; Chordata; Mammalia; Scandentia; Tupaiidae. Gene Ontology annotation, cellular component: myosin II complex. The coding region runs from base 86 to 535 and encodes 149 amino acids. The record is from RefSeq and is a predicted model, not a curated record. The transcript has 6 exons.
GUCGCGGAGGCACCCUCGCCGUCACAGCCCCUGCGCUGGUGCAGCCUCCCUUGCUUCCUCUGCUUUUCCUCCCUUCGCUGGCACCAUGGCUGAUCAGCUGACCGAGGAACAGAUUGCUGAAUUCAAGGAAGCUUUCUCCCUAUUCGAUAAAGAUGGCGAUGGCACCAUCACAACAAAGGAACUUGGAACCGUCAUGAGAUCGCUGGGUCAGAACCCCACAGAAGCUGAAUUGCAGGAUAUGAUCAACGAAGUGGAUGCAGACGGUAAUGGCACCAUUGACUUCCCAGAAUUUUUGACUAUGAUGGCUAGAAAAAUGAAAGAUACAGAUAGCGAAGAAGAAAUCCGUGAGGCAUUCCGAGUCUUUGACAAGGAUGGCAACGGUUACAUCAGCGCGGCAGAACUACGUCACGUCAUGACAAACUUAGGAGAAAAGCUAACAGACGAAGAAGUAGAUGAAAUGAUCAGAGAAGCAGAUAUCGACGGAGACGGACAAGUCAACUAUGAAGAAUUCGUACAGAUGAUGACUGCAAAAUGA